AUGCAUCCCCGAUAUGCCUUGUAUUUCAUUGUUUUGUUGGCGUUGUUUUCCUCUCUAACGCUCAUUCUCUAUAUUAAAUAUUAUUCAAGCAAGACACAAAUGAUUAUUGCGAACGCGAAUACAAGUGGACAACAUCAUCACGAUGUUGAAAAACAAUCGGAUCAUGCCUCAUCAAAUAAUAAUGAGGAAGAGAAGCCCUCUAUUCAAAAGCAAACAUCGUUGGGUGAUUCACAACAAUCUGAGACAAACAAAACACAGAACGUUCAACAAGUUGAUUCACGAAAAUUUAAUCACAAAACCGAUAUUAUUGACGGAUUUUAUGAUGAGAAAAUUGAAUUAACUGUUGGGGAUGUUGUAAAGGGCGUGAUGAAUUCAAAAAUUGAUGAGCAAGUAACAGAGGAAGAGGCAGUAAAUUUCCAAUUCACAAGAGAUCCUUCAAAACAUAUCAAAUGCAGAAACACUGUCCAAGGAGCUGAUUAUAUUACCGACUCUAGAGGAUAUAUUUGCAGUAUCAUGCAUGUUGAUCCAAAGACCCACUGUUGCAGAACAGACAUCAACCCAGAACAAGCCAAAAAGGAUGGUCUUCCUCCCGUGGAGAGAUAUUCUUGUUCAACCUGUAAUACUAACAAUCAAUGUUGCUCUUCGUAUGAACAUUGCGUCAGUUGCUGUAUGGAUAUUGACAAGAGAGAUGAUUUGCGAAAAAUGUUCCAGCAGAGAAAGGACGACAAGUUAUUUAAGGGUGUAAAGACGGUUUUUGAACUUUGUUUGUUGAGGUGCAGGACUACAUCAAGAAGCGUACAAAACGAAAAUAGAUUUAAAGAUCCAACCUACAGAUACUGCUAUGGAUCCAUCAACUAG
Naegleria fowleri is the source of this 858-nucleotide messenger RNA. RefSeq lists its product as uncharacterized. The transcript is spliced from 2 exons. NCBI's taxonomy places the organism in Eukaryota, Heterolobosea, Eutetramitea, Acrasida, Naegleriidae. The coding region runs from base 1 to 858 and encodes 285 amino acids. Gene Ontology annotation, biological process: positive regulation of SREBP signaling pathway. The record is from RefSeq and is a predicted model, not a curated record.